GAUGACGUGUUUAACCGGAAGAUCAACAAUCCGACAGCAACGGACAUGUGGCAUGUGGCGUCGUUGGCACCAGUCGAGAGAGUGGGCGAGUCGAAAUUUGCCAACCAAUACCAAAUCAUGACGUUACGUUCGUGAGAAAAAAAACAUUUUCCGAAGAACCAAUCAAUAGACUGAUGCCAUUUGUACCAAAUCCUCCAUUCCCACGUGUAUAAUGAAUUUGACCUCGCUAAUGUCAAACCUGCGAUAGCAAAUUUUUCAGUUCACCUCUCACACAGGCCCCUUACCUCUCACACCCUUUUGAUUACCAGAUUGUGUUAUCGCUGUGAUUAUGACGAGCUUACAGUAAUCCGUUAGGUGCUCCCUCGUUAAUACGAGUAACUAAACCCCCGUCAUUAUGCUAACCCUAUUUUUACCGUGUUACAAUUUCCAUCGUAACAGCCCGGGCGCUUAUCUUUAACAGUAACGUUAUACUGUUAGUUGACGGGUUUAUCUAGAGUGCAAACGAUGUUAUUAUAACCACAAAUCGUCAUAUUGGUGUGCAUAUGUUCACAAAACAGCACGCCUAGGUAGUAUUUACAUAUAUUGUUUCAUAUUUCACAGUAGAUUGAAUUUCACAUGAUUAAUAUUUAAUUAUAUGAGUAAUUCCACUGUACAUAUCGAUUUAUGUUUUUAUAUUUGAGGUAGAGUUAUGAAGCCUUUUGGUUGUAUGUUGUGCAUGAAACCAAACAGUACAAUUGCCAGUAUUGCAAAAGUUGGUGCGAAGCUAACAAGGAAUAUUGUAACCUCCUGUGCUCCUUCAAAGUGUUAUGGACUGAGUGUGGCAGCUUUAAGUGAAAGUAAAAAAGAAUGGCAAUCAACACAGUUACAAAAAUUCAAAGGUGGACAGAAUCGCAGCUACCUUGAACAUGAAGCUAAGAUCGACCAUGUCCACAUGGAGGAUUCCCUCUUUGACUACCUGUGUGAGACGCCGGACAAGCUGUCCAUCACAAGGUUCAAGACGGAGCUGGAGAAGACUGGGCUUAGGGAGACUGACCAUCGUCUGAAGGAGUCAAUGGCCAAGAUCGCCAGCAUACAGAGUGAGAACAUCAAGAGAGAGGGACAUGCAUAUGACUUCUUGGACAGAGAAACUUUUAAGAAGUGUAUUGCAGACAACAUUGUCCUCAUCGCAAAGGCAUUCCGAGAAGAGUUUGUGAUCCCUGACUUUUCUACCUUCUGUCAGGACAUUGAUAAGCUGUAUGAGAAGGGCAAGUCCAAUACAGCUGGAGCGCCAGCAUCCUACAUCCCACAGCUGGCAAGGUUCAACCCCAAUCUGUGGGGUGUGUCAGUCUGUACAGUUGAUGGCCAGAGGUAUUCCAUUGGCGACACUGAGGUACCGCUCUGCCUACAGUCAGUAAGCAAAGCCAUGACAUAUGCACUAGUUCUGAGUGACCUGAGCUCAGAGGUUGUUCACCAAUAUGUGGGACAGGAGCCCAGCGGACAGCCUUUCAAUAUGCUGUGUCUCAACCCAAACAACAAGCCACACAAUCCCAUGAUCAACGCUGGCGCCAUCGUCACAUGCUCACUGCUGAAGAAAGAUCUCAACCUUGCCGACAGAUUUGACUUUACAAACAAGAUGUACAAGAGGAUGGCUGGCAACGAGUACGUGAGCUUCAACAACUCAGUUUAUGAAGCAUAUUUUGACCCCACAGAUCAUAUUUGUGACAGUGACAGGCGCUUCCUUUCUGAGCGGGAAACAGCUGACAGAAACUUUGCCCUGGGUUACUACAUGAGAGAGAACAAGUGCUUCCCAAAGGGCACCAACCUCAUCGAGCUGCUUGACUUCUACUUCCAAUGUUGCUCUGCUGAGAUUACAUGUGAGUCUGGAGCUGUGAUUGCAGCCACUCUGGCCAACGGGGGCAUCUGCCCAACAACAGGUGACAAGGUUCUCCAGCCAGCUGCCAUCAGAGACACACUGUCACUCAUGUUGUCCUGUGGGAUGUAUGACUACUCAGGCCAGUUUGCCUUCAAGGUGGGUCUGCCGGCCAAGUCGGGUGUGUCUGGUGGUGUGAUGCUAGUCGUGCCCAAUGUGAUGGGCAUUUACAUGUGGUCACCCCCUCUGGACCAGUACGGGAACUCCUCCAGAGGCAUCCAGUUCUGUGAGAACCUGGUGGACUGCUUCAACUUCCACAACUACGACAACCUCAACCACACCCACGAGAAGCGGGACCCUCGGGUGAGGAAGGUGGACACCCAGUCCAGCAACGUGGUCACGCUGCUCUUCUCAGCUUUUAACGGGGAUGUGACGGAUCUGAGGAGAUGUGCUAUUGCUGGGAUGGACAUGAGCACCCCUGACUAUGAUGGUCGGACAGCUCUCCACAUUGCUGCUGCUGAGGGCCAUCUUGACGUCAUCAAGUUCCUCCUCUACAAGUGUAAAGUCAGCCCCUUUGCUGUGGACAGGUGGGGUUUCACUGCUCUGGAUGAUGCACAGAGAUUCGAGAAGGUUGAAGCUGGUGAAUUGUUGUUGAAGUCUAUGCAGGAUAUCCGGCCCGAUUACCUGUACCAGCCCCACUCACAUGACUAGAUCACAUGACCAGAUCACAUGAUUAGAUCACGUGACUAAAUCACCUGACCAAAUCACUUGCCUAUAGCCAAAGAGGUUUCUUCAAGAUGCUUCUAUGUUAAUACAUAUCAUAUCUACAUUGUACUUUGUACAGAGACAAAUAGCAUCUGAAUCACACUAGGUCUACCUUAUUCCUACCUUACCUCAACAGUGAUGGUUUGUCAACGGACUGAACAAUUAAUAUUCAAAAUCAGCUAGGUGCUGGCCCUUUUAUGUAGGGUUUUUUAUAACAAAUGUCAUUCAUUUCACAGAGGGCAGUGGGGUAGCCUCGUGGUUAAAGCAUUUGCUCAUCACGAUGAGGACCUGGGUUCGAUUCCCCACAUGGCUACAAUGUGUAAAGCCCACUUUUGGUGUCCCCUGCCGGUGAUAUUGCAGGAAUAAUACUAAAAGGUGCUUAAUACCCAACUCACUCACCCACUUCCUCAUUUCAAGGAUAGAUGUGGUAAGUCAAGGAUAGAUGUGGUAAGUCAAGGAUAGAUGUAGUAAGUCAAGGAUAGAUGUAGUAAGUUCAAACACAAAAUGGAAGAUUUGUAGCCACCAAAGAUGGUUGUCUUCCUUGUAUACUGUGCAUAUGAAUCAUAGCAGCACAUAUACAGUGUAUAUCCCGAAUCUUUCAACCACUGAAUGCUAUAAUCUGUAAUCUCAGGCAGCGGUAUGUGUAUGUUAUUAAGUCCUUCGCUGCUUGAUGAAGAAAUCUGCCUCUCUACUUCUUACAGUUGAAGAUGACAAAGUGUGAUAGUGGAGUUGAAGUGGUUUUAGGUUAUAUCAUAGGUGUGUUUUUAGUACCGACUGAUGUUAUUAUUUACUGGGGUGAAGCUAUGUAUCUAACAAAUAUUAUCAAACACCUACACUUCAAACUUACUGAUACAGUGUUGUUUCAUUACAACUUUGUUCUAACCUUUUAAUUGUCAGGAUGUGUUAAUCAAAUUCAUGCUUGCUUGGCUCUUUUUGGAGAUUUGGAACAAAAUAAUAGGUUUUGGUUUGAUUGGGCGCGAUAUUGUUACUAAACAUGAAUGUCUACAUAGAUCAGCACUGUGUGAUAUCGUGUCAGUUGUGACCAGGCUGUUAAAUGGAACAUUGUAUUAAAAAUGCCCUGCAUCACAGAGGAUGAGAGGGGAAACUGGGGAGCAGUCAUGGUUUACUAGGUGUGUUUGUUUAAGGGAUAUAAUUGUUGAUUUUCCAUGUAUUUAUGUUUGACAUCAAUGCUCAGCACCCCAGCAGUGCCACAUCCUUGGUUGUAUCGUUCUAGACUAUCACUGAUGUUUAUAUCUGCAGUUUAUUGCAGUGCUUUUUGUUUGUUUACCUCAGUGUUCAUUAAAUGAUUUCAUACAGGGAAAUUGCAUCUCAUUCAAAUGCUCAAAACACCAUUUUCUGUAUUAUUGAUUAUAGGUAUUUGUUUUCCUGCUGGUGGCUUAUACUGUAAAAACCAAACCUCCAUCCUAUGCAGUCUUUAGCUUUGUGUAAUGGUUAUUAAUAAUUGAUGAACGAAAGAUCAAGAUUGAAUCUCAGAGUCACUGACAGUGUCAGUGUAUUGUUUAACGGUGAGGUAAAUUUGUUUUUGAAACAGGGAUUCUGAAUAGUUUGGCCUUGAUAAAUUUCAGCUGGCAGAUGGUAUUGACAGUUCAGAUAUCAUCAUCUACGGUAUUUCUAGAUAGUUUGCAUUUACUGAUGUGCACCACAUGUUGCACAUGGCAAGACGCUUGUUGAUAGCCUCUGUGUGUUGGCACCUGUCAAUCAUCAUCACUAUGCACUUGUCAAUUUCAAAUCAGGAACUUUCUUUUACAGAUUUUCAGGAUCUUAGUUUGUAUGUUUCUUUCCAAGAGAGUGUGGGGUUUUUUUGUGUGUGGUGGUUUAGACAUUACCAGUGUGUACAAGUGUCUACUCAAGUACUGGGUAUGACAGUGAGGCAUUCUUCUGUUCCUUUACCAGAGAGAUUUCGACAUUAGAAGAAUUUUCUUCAUUGUUUAGUGUUGAUAAUACUUACAGUUUAUAUAUUUAAUAUUAUGUGCAGUUAAUUCUCAUUAUGAUGCUGUUACUGUUCAAAGGGAUACAGCCCUCGUUGCCCCCAAGCAGCCCGCCCCCUCCCGGGCAACUGCUGCUCACCUACUUGAUAUUUCGAUAUGAUCGAAUCUGAACCCCUUUGUAAUGCCAGACUCAUUAUAGUGCCACUCUAUAUAACCAUGACAAAUAGUGUUACAACGAGGUUUGACUGCAUGGCAUUAGCAGGAUUUGUUACUCAAGUAUUAAUAUAUACUUUGUUAAGAAAUUGAUAUUAUCCAGAGAUUAAUUUUCUAGUAUAUUUACACCCCAUGUUUAGUGGCUGCUAGCUUUUUAACACAAUAAACGCUGACAAUUCCAA
This is a messenger RNA of Haliotis rufescens (red abalone), 4958 nucleotides long. RefSeq names its product glutaminase kidney isoform, mitochondrial-like. Gene Ontology annotation, molecular function: protein binding; glutaminase activity. NCBI's taxonomy places the organism in Eukaryota, Metazoa, Mollusca, Gastropoda, Lepetellida, Haliotidae. The record is from RefSeq and is a predicted model, not a curated record. The coding region runs from base 689 to 2560 and encodes 623 amino acids. Gene Ontology annotation, biological process: L-glutamine catabolic process. The transcript has 16 exons.